Molecule: messenger RNA, 3452 nt
Organism: Phycodurus eques (leafy seadragon)
Lineage: Eukaryota; Metazoa; Chordata; Actinopteri; Syngnathiformes; Syngnathidae
Gene: cmklr2
Product: chemerin chemokine-like receptor 2
Exons: 3
Coding region: 410-1495 (361 amino acids)
Biological process (GO): complement receptor mediated signaling pathway; phospholipase C-activating G protein-coupled receptor signaling pathway; inflammatory response
Cellular component (GO): plasma membrane
Molecular function (GO): G protein-coupled receptor activity; complement receptor activity
Source: RefSeq, a predicted model, not a curated record
CAACAACUUUGCUCCCCUCCCGUGGUGCGUGUGUGACGCGUCCGGCGGGGCACGCCCACUCGAGGCACACAUCUCCACGCAAAAAAGGAAAUCCUCCGACAAAGUAGAGUUUGGAUGGACUCGCGGAAAGAGAGCACACGGGCGUCUGGAGGGGGACGUUUAAGGACGAGAUUUCGUCAAGAGGACUCCAAAGGGGGGCCAACGUUUUUCACCCGGCAACUGUCGCUCCUUGGAUGUUAGGAAAAGGAAAUUCUCCACGUGCGGCUUCUGUGCUCGGCUUAUCCUGGACACACCCAGGACUCACUUCAACACAGGAACUCAAUGAGGGAGGGGGAGCCUCAGUUCCUGGAUCAUUUUGAAGUAUAGCCAGUUGUGAGGCAAGAACUCAGCAGGUGAUCGCCACACAGCGAUGGACGACUCCGUUGAGGACUAUGGAAACUACAGCUACGACUACUACCUGGAGUAUGGUGACAUCGAAGAACUUAAAGUAGACCACAGGCAGAAAGAAGCGAUGCACAUUAUUUCUGUCGUCAUCUACAUCAUUUCCUUUGUACUGGGUCUGAUUGGAAACGGGACUGUGAUUUGGGUGACCGGAUGCAAGAGCAAACGGACUGUCAACAGCGUCUGGCUGCUCAAUCUGGCGCUGGCCGACUUUGUCUUUGUGCUCUUCCUCCCCUUCUACAUUGACUACAUCCUGCAAGACUUUCACUGGGAUUUUGGUGUCGCCAUGUGUAAGAUUAAUUCUUUUGUGUUGGUCAUGAACAUGUACGCGAGCGUUCUGUUUCUUACAGUGCUCAGCGUGGACAGAUAUGUCUCGUUGGUCUUUCACAACUGGUCUCAGAGGUCCCGAACGGUCGCUAGAGCCUGGCUCACGAGCGCUUGCAUAUGGGUCACGGCCGUCAUCAUGAGCUGCCCGGCGCUCAUCUUUCGAGACACGGUGCGCUUACAGGACAAAGUGGUGUGCUUCAACAACUUCCACAUACAGGAUGGACAGUCAGCAGCUGCAAAACACAUUCUAAUAGUCUCCAUUCGUACAACAGUGGGCUUCCUCUUGCCGUUCUCUGCUAUAUGCGUGACGGGGAUUCUUCUGACAGUGAGGGUGAACCAAUCCCAAGGCUCCGUUCACGUGACUAGCUUCACCAAAACAGUCAACGCCAUGAUUCUGGCCUUCUUUUUAUGCUGGGCCCCUUUCCACAUCUUUAGCCUGAUGGAGCUAUCCUUACAUUCCUCGCUCUAUCUACAUAACGUGCUGAAAAUGGGAUUUCCUCUGGCCACCAGCUUAGGCUUUUUCCAUAGCUGCAUUAACCCAGUGCUCUAUGUGCUUCUGGGUAAAAAGGUCCGUCUCAUCCUGAAGCGCGGAUGCCUGGACAUAACUAAAAGCUCACUAAGAGAACUCAGCCAGUCCGUGUCGGCCACUGAGGUGGAAUCUGUGCCAGGAGCCCCUCCCGACCAGGACAGUGCACCAGAAGAGCCUGUGGCCUCAUCAACUCUGUGAUUGUAGCUGUCACCGAAAACAUCCAAAGACCGGCUAGUACCUUGUACAUAUGGACACUUAAAGCCUUAUAACAGUUAACAGUAACCUUCCACCUUAGUUAGUUUUUCCACAUGUGCCUUAAUUGGACAGACAGUGAACGUAAAAAGUCUACACACCCGUGUUUAAAUGCCAGGUUUUUGUGAUAUAAAAUAACACGACCAAGAAAAAUAAAUUCGAAGCUUUUUCCAUCAUUUAAGGAACCUAUAAUUUGCAACUCAAUUUAAUUAAAAAAAAAAACAAAACUUUUUGAGAGGGGAUGUAAAAAUAAACAACUGUGUUAAUGCAGUUGCACAAGGGUACCCACCCUCUUAUAAUUGGAAUGUGGCUGUCUUCAGAAUUAACCGAUCACAUUCAAACUCGUGUUAAAUGGGAGGCAGCACACAUCUGUCACUAUUUAAAGUGCCUCUAAUUAACAGAAUAUAAAUUUUAGAUGUUGUAGUUGGCGUUUCAUGGUCUCGCAGAUGUGAAAAUGUUGUGCUAAAACUGACUAGUAUUUGGAACUGUUCAUAAUUCUUUCCAACUUGACUAAAGGUUUAUUUAUACUCGUGCGGGCGGCGACCGUGCUGACGUCACUGCAGCUGUCCCGCGCGCAGUUUGCCUUUAUACUCGAGCGCAACCCACGCGCGCAGUUUUGAAAAUGUACUGCAGUUCCCUGUCGCUACAGCUGGUAUUGGCUAGGACACCACAGGGUGGAAUUUCCUCUGCAUUUUUUGGCCAUUUCCGAUAGCCGUUUUUAUUUUCCUUUCCGUAACAAGGAACAAAGCAACAACAAUGGCAACCGUGGAACAGCGUCUGCUAGAACAAAUGGACCUAGAGGACCAUAUGAUACGUUUUAUUAUGCCGCAAAAUCGAUCAAGAAGGCGGUGGUGUCGGUGUUAUGCGGAACCAAGGGGAAGGCUGAGUACGUCAUCACAGCAUGUGACUAAAACGGACCAAUCACGAGAGAUGAUCUCUGCGGCAUUCUAUGCGCAGCAACAAUUUUUGCCGUGUGCACGUCAGGUGACGCAGAGGGGCCGCGCGGGGGCCAAUGUGUCGGUCACGUGAUGCAAUGUGGGCGUUAACGGCCGCGCGAGCGCGGGAGUAUAAAGAGGCCUUAUGGCCCCAGUUGCAGUUGAAGAAAAACAGCCCCCUGGGUGUGCACAUUUGCGCAACUACAUUAUUUACGUUCUUUAUUUUUACUUUCCCCUCUUGUAAAGAAAAAGAAAAAAAAUGGAGUUGUCCCGGUUAUAGGUUACAGUAAUGGUGGAAAUAGAUUUUAAAUUAUUUAUAGUAUCUUGAUCUCAUUUUUCAUAUCACAAAAACCUGGCAUUUCAACAAGGGUGUGUAGACUUCUUAUAUCCACUGUCUGUCUUCAAACGACAAUUACUACAUACACUACACUACAAUAUUCUGUAUUUUUCCAGUUACUUUUAAAUUGUGUAUACAAAGGACUGUGAGGGCCACACUGCAAAAAAACAUGUUACCAAAAUGAAAUCUUCACAAGAAUAAAGUUAUUCGAAUGAGUGAUUGUCAAUUUGUUUUUGUUUGUCAUGUUUGUCAAUUGUUUGACAAACUAAAAGCAAAGUCCAAGUUGACAAGAACCUCAACAAUCCUAAUCUUAAUACAGGUAUACAUACUGUAUGCUUGUAAUAUUACGACUUUAUGCUUGUAAAAUAACUACAUUCCUCUUGUCAUAGUAAGACUUUACUGUCAUGUUUUGACUUUAUUGUUGUAGUAUUACAGUGUUUUACAGUUUGGCCCCACCACUUGACACUACUCUACAAUCAUUUUACUACAUUAUUUAAUGUCUUUCACAUAAUAAACGUUUCAAAUUCAUCCUCUCAACUGUGGCCUUCUGGAUUUAGAUGAACUCUGGGAUAUUACAAUCAAAUAUAGAGCAACUAGAACAAAACUUUUAGGAAGCUUUGUGUUGGAUGCU